This is a messenger RNA of Cryptomeria japonica (Japanese cedar), 2321 nucleotides long. Its product is annotated as ethylene-responsive transcription factor ERF057. Gene Ontology annotation, biological process: regulation of DNA-templated transcription. Gene Ontology annotation, molecular function: DNA binding; DNA-binding transcription factor activity. The record is from RefSeq and is a predicted model, not a curated record. The coding region runs from base 670 to 1857 and encodes 395 amino acids. The transcript has 2 exons. Lineage: Eukaryota; Viridiplantae; Streptophyta; Pinopsida; Cupressales; Cupressaceae.
CAGUUGAUCCAUUCUAACUCUAUUUUCUUCUGGUGAGGUGAGAGUCGAGAGUGAUAUUUUCCCCCCUUGUUCUCUGCCUCCCCGCUUCUUACAAUCCCAUUCUUCAUGCGUAUGAAUUAUAUUCUGUGUCUGAUUGUGUGCUCUGUUGCAUUUUUGAAGAACCCAUUUAAUUCUGUGAAUGAUUGUGUGAUUGCUUUUGGGUUUUUUUGGUAGUUUAUUUUAGGUUGUCUAAGUUUUGUACCUAGGUCAUGGAUUGUGGGCAUCAUGUUUGUGGGUUGUUUUUCUGUCCCAUCUGAUGCACUGGACAGUCUGCUUGCAAUUUGCCGCAGGUAGAUCAUUGCUUUUUUCUUAGACCUGUAUCAAGUAAGUUGGUCGGUAGGUCUGCCAGGAUAGAAGGUGUUUUGAAAAUCCUUCUGGGUCUGGUUUAGGAUAAGGGUAGAGGUUGCUUUUUGAAGACCUCUCCUGCACUCAGACAGAGUGCUUAGUUCAGUUUUUCUGUUGGCUAGUUAUAAAUUUUUGUUUCCUCUGGUAGAUAAGUCUAGAUCUAGGUGACUUUCUGCAUUUGUGUUUAGAUCUUGAGGUUUUUUUGUUCUGCAUUUGUUUGCUUGGAUUCUCUAGUUUCUGGUGCACAAUAUAGGAGAGAAAGAGAGAUACUCUGUUUUGUUAGAAAUGGCAGGAGCUACCCAGAGCGAGUUUCCAUCUCAUGUUCCAAGCAUGAAAGGUCGGGCUUUUUUAGAUCCUCUGAGUGAGGAACUCAUGAAGGCCCUAGAACCCUAUGCGGAAAUUGGACUGAGGAGCUCGAGGGCAGAAUUAGCACGGAACGAUGAGCCUGCGGGUAUGUCUUUGUCUGACUCAUCAUGCCUAGAGCAAGAUCAGACGAUGAUGUUCCAGUCCAGGAUUCCGGACGUCUGUGCUAAUUCUGUUCGAAGGGUGUCAGAUUCCGGUUCUGAAUUUUCAGUGAGUGGAAACGAUAAUGCUGGAGAUUUGGCCUGGUGCCCGAGUUUUGAAGGGUUACCAGGCACUAGUAGUAGUAAUCAACAGCAAUAUAUAGAUGUGGGUUUGCAGUCCAUGCCUGGAACUCAACUGGGUUGGGCUUCUUCUCCGACAGAUUUUUCCUUUCAAAAUGAACAACCGUUGGGCAUUGCAGAAAUAUUUGAGCAGAUUCAGGCCAACUUACAGAGAAAGCAGCAGAUGGAAAGUUUGCAAUUGCAGUUAGUUAUGGCGCAGCAGCAGCAGCAACUGUUGGGGUUGUCCAAUUAUCAUAAGCAACAGUUGAGAAAUCAUCAGGCUCUGGCCCCUAGAGGGCAACCAAUGAAAGUAUCUGACAGGAGUGGAAUAUCCAAGCCUGGGAAGCUGUACAGAGGGGUAAGACAGAGGCAUUGGGGAAAGUGGGUAGCGGAGAUAAGGCUGCCUCGGAAUAGAACCAGGCUGUGGCUUGGCACUUUUGAUACUGCAGAAGAAGCUGCAUUUGCAUAUGACAGAGCAGCCUACAACCUGAGAGGGGAGUAUGCUAGGCUCAAUUUCCCAGAUUUGAGGCAUGUUUUGACUGCCAAUUGGGGAGAUGGGUCUUCAAAUUGGAAUGCUCUGUCUCUGUUGCACUCUUCUGUAGAUGCCAAGGUCCAAGCUAUUCGCCAGCGCCUCUCUCAACAGAACCAGAAUCAGCAUGAAGGUGAAGGCCCUGCAGCUAGCAAUAUCUCCUCAGUAACAGACGUGGCAUCAUCGCCCUGUAAAAAUGAGGCCGAUUCUAUGCCGUUGCAGAGUGCCCCUUCCUUUUCAAUCUUCAAUGAUCUGGAUGAUUGCCUCACCAAAAUGCCUUCUUUGGAUCCACAAGUCAUACAGGACGUCAUGGCCUCUUGAUUCUUGUUUUACAGGUUUUUCAGUAUGCUACCAUAACCAACGAUGCACGUUUUGUAGUUGCAUUGAAGGUUUACAUAUAUUUGUAGAGCAAUAGUAUGCUCAGCAAUUAGCAGAUUGUAGGUUUAUGUAGAGCAGAAUAAUUGCAGCUCUAAAUCUGAAAGAGUUGCCACGCAAGUUUUUAAGCGCAUGCACUUGUACAUGCUACAAAUAUUCAUGUGGAAAGAUGAGGGGACCCACGCGCAAUUUGCAGUGUUAGAAGACAGAGUUGGGACCUCAUACUCAAAUCAGAGAUAUGAUACUGAUGCUCUCUGGAAGCUUCAGAUUUUACACAAUCAAUUUUGUUGUUAUCCCACUAUACCAAAUUACAUAUUUUCUGAAAUGGUAACGUACGAUUCUGUCUCUCUCAAUUGUCCGGAUAGACAAACGAAUUAAUCAAUAUUAGACUACAAAUUUUAUUCUUCUUA